AUUUCACAUUCUGAAAAUUGAGCUUACAUUAUUUUAUAGCCAUCUUCCACUUUAAAUAUUAUCCUCUUCUUUCUGCAUCCAAUUCAUUCAGAUUCAACAACAACCAUGGGUAUGGCAGAUGCAAAAGAAAGAUAUGCUGUUGUGACAGGUGCAAACAAAGGGAUAGGAUUGGAGACUGUGAAAGGGUUGGCCUCAAAUGGAAUCAAGGUGGUGCUCACAGCCAGGGAUGUUAAGAGGGGUUAUCAAGCUGUUGAGGAAUUGAAGAAAGAAUUUGGCUUUUCUGGCCUUGUGCUGUUUCACCAACUUGAUGUCACUGACCCUGCUAGUAUUGCAUCUCUGGUUGAGUUUGUGAAGAACCAGUUUGGGAGACUUGAUAUAUUGGUGAACAAUGCAGGAAUCAAUGGUUUCAACACAGAUGGCAUGGUGCCAUCAAAAAUUAACUGGAAGGAGCUACCUCAAACUUGUGAGAUGGCUAAAAAAUGCCUCAGAACAAACUACUAUGGAGCUAAGGAAACAACUGAGGCAUUUCUUCCCCUUCUUCAGUUGUCCAAUUUACCCAUGAUUGUUAAUGUUUCCUCUGAAGCAGGACUUUUAAAGUACAUAUCAAAUGGAUGGGCAAGGAGGGUGCUUGAUGACACAGAAAAUCUGAGUGAAGAGCUAAUAGAUGAGGUGCUGAGGGAGUACAUGAAAGACUUGAAAGAAGGUUCUCUAGAAAACAAAGGGUGGCCAACCUACUUGUCUGCAUAUAUGGUCUCAAAAGCAGCAAUGAAUUCAUACACAAGGCUUUUAGCCUAUAGACACAAAAAAUUAUGCAUCAAUUGUGUCUGUCCUGGUUUUGUUAAGACAGACAUUAACAAAAACACUGGAAUCUUAUCUGUUGAAAAUGGUGCUGCUAGUGUUGUCAGAUUAGCACUCUUGCCUAAUGGAUCUCCUUCUGGGCACUUCUUUACCAGACAAGAAGUGUCAAGCUUUUGACACAUUUUAAGGUCUUGAUUGGAUAAUUUUUUUCAUAAAUACUUCCAAAGAAAAAAGUGAAAAAAGGUUUCUGCUAUAUAUCAAUAUCAGUUUAUGAAAAGAAACUUGAUUGUUUUACUUUUCUUCUUUUGCAAAAGUAUUUGUAAAGAAUUUAUCCAAACAGGACCUGUUGCUUACAACUUGCAGAUGGAACGAGAAAAAUUUUGAUGGAGUGGAUGAAAGUUUUAGCGUUGUGGUCUUGUGUGUUACAUAAUGGCAUGUGGGGAAAUGCAUCUGAGUUACUUUGGUUCUUUUAUCUUCUCACAUUGUUGGCUCUUGAAAUGGUCAAAGUUCAAGUUGCAAUGAUUUUUGGACUGAUAGAAACUUUCGGCAGAGGAAAUUAUGAAGAAUGGGUCAUUGUUAUGUUUGUCCCUGUCAUCUUAGGUGUGGAUCAGAGUGGUCUUUGACUUCAAACUUUCAACACACGUGCAAUGCUAAAGCACUGCUCAUCGCAAAGCAGCAAUAAUGGAUGUCGAGAUUUCAGAAAAAGACGACAAUUGUAACAAGACAUACCAUGAUUCGUGUCCAUCCAUCUCCUGUAACAUAAUAUUAUCAUCGUCAUAUAAAAUAUGAACUUAACAUCAA
This is a messenger RNA of Vigna unguiculata (cowpea), 1599 nucleotides long. Its product is annotated as (+)-neomenthol dehydrogenase-like. Lineage: Eukaryota; Viridiplantae; Streptophyta; Magnoliopsida; Fabales; Fabaceae. Gene Ontology annotation, cellular component: membrane. The record is from RefSeq and is a predicted model, not a curated record. Gene Ontology annotation, molecular function: oxidoreductase activity, acting on the CH-OH group of donors, NAD or NADP as acceptor.